Messenger RNA from Drosophila innubila, 505 nucleotides. RefSeq names its product small integral membrane protein 4 (gene sloth1). Lineage: Eukaryota; Metazoa; Arthropoda; Insecta; Diptera; Drosophilidae. The transcript is spliced from 2 exons. The record is from RefSeq and is a predicted model, not a curated record. Bases 200 to 463 code for a protein of 87 amino acids.
GUGAAACAAACCGAAAGGUUGCCUAUUUUGAAUUACCAAAUAUUAUUGUUAAAUUUCUGUAUUAAAUUGAUGUACUAUAGCUAAGCUAUUAACGUCAAAGUCUGCACAAUUAAUUGCUUUGGCCAAAACAGUGAAGCAUUAAGUGAGGGCAGUCGCCUGGGCAGCCUGGACAGCGGCCGCCUGCUUACAUAAUCAACAAAUGAGUUUACACAGCAGCUUCGUUCGACGCUUCCUCGAUAAUUGGCCCGGCAAGCGACGAUUCGGCAUUUAUCGUUUCCUGCCGAUAUUCUUUGUGCUCGGCGCGGCAUUGGAAUUCUCCAUGAUCAACUGGACCGUGGGCGAGACGAAUUUCUAUCGCACAUUUAAACGACGUCAGGCCAAGAACUAUCUGGAGGAUCAGGAGCAUUAUCAGCAGCUGCAGGAGCAGUCAAAGACAGCAACAGGAGCAGGAACAACAGCUUAAAGAUGCCCGCUGGCGUUUCAUGGGGACAAUAUAUGAAGUUCC